Sclerotinia borealis F-4128 is the source of this 1416-nucleotide messenger RNA. The record is from the annotation of a GenBank genome assembly. NCBI's taxonomy places the organism in Eukaryota, Fungi, Ascomycota, Leotiomycetes, Helotiales, Sclerotiniaceae.
AUGGCGACGUCAACACCCUAUACCGGCAAGUCUAUCACGGAUACCUUAGCUACGGAACUUCUUGGCAUGAUCUGCGGAUACCUACCUCGAGAAGAUCUGCUAAGUUUUCGACUGACAAGUAAAACCUGUGCUGAAGUUGCGUCGAAAGAUCUCGUUCAGGAUUUGAAUGUUAUGUUUACAGAGAAGAGUUUCGAAAACCUGUUGAAUAUAUCAAAACAACCAAGUCUCUCGAAGCAUGUCAGAAGCUUAUAUUAUGAGCCACGUACCCUACGUCCUGUUUCAAGAGUGGCACUCGAGACUGCAAUGCAAAUGGAUUGGUAUGCAGACAAUGGCCCCACGCCAUAUCCCAUUUCUCGAGAACCCAUUGAAUACUGGGAGUCAUACUCCGAUAUUUCGAACCGCGAGUCGCAUAUAAUGGUAUCGUACUACGAUAUAUCUGUGCUGGCACAAGCCCUCCCAAAUUUCAAAAAUCUCAAAAAGAUUAGAGUGGAUAGUGACGGAUUGCCAUCUCCUCAGGCCAGUUCUGCUCACAUUCCAACAGGAAAUGAAUGUAAAUGGCUACUCCACCAUGAUCCAACUGACCAGAAUUGCACUAGAUUUCGAGCGCUACUAUCGAUUCUUACUGCGGUUAGCCUGCCAGGCACAGAAUUAACCAGUUUUACCGCUACGGUCAUUCCUGAUAGGUUUUUCCGCAUCUUCAAUGGUAACCGCAAUCUUAUGCUUCCAAUAGCUCCAUAUCUCAAGCGUAUUGAUAUAUCGCUUGCCCCGAUCGACUGGCUCAAGACAUCCCGUGAAGUCGACCUAGGUAUACACAAAUUUUUGAGGCCUGCUGCGAAUCUCGAGGAUCUUCGUAUCGCGAUUGAUAGGAAAUAUCUAAAUGAUGGUUGGGAUCACAAUACGCCGAUUCCUUGGAAUUCUGUUGUUGGAUCGUGGAAAAUUCCGAAACUGCGCAAUCUCAUCCUCUGUAAUGCCUCGGGUACUCAGGAAUGCUUCUCCAAGUUUUUGGAGGACCACACAGAAACGCUAGAUUAUGUGUGUAUGGAAAACAUGUGGUUGGAGGGAGAUAUCUCUGGAUGGGGAAGCGUUUUUACUACACUUCAGAGCCUAGCGCUCUCGACCUGCCAGCUCGAAGGUACUUGGGCCGGGAGAUGGGAUGCAAAAACGAAUGAGCCGCUGUCGGUCAGCAUGGACUUACGAUACUAUCAAAUCCACUCUGAGCGCUACCCAGGCCUAUCUGUGCUGCUAAAACGCCUCGAAGAUGACGAGAGUCUUGUACCGAAUCUUAAGAGAUUGCUACAGCUUUUCAUUGUUGACGGGCCUUUACCUGCCGGAGACCUAAAGUUUACAGCAAGCAAAGCUUGGGAAAUUGCCGUGCGCCAAGCAAAAUUCCCGAGGGGUGACAUUGAUGGCGCCUGA